AUGCCUCUAUCCAUCGAGCGGCGUGGGCUUGAACAGGAGGAGCCAGAGGCAACCCAACAAUUGCCCGGCACUAUGACCGAACAGACGCCCUUGCUGUCAGGCGAUGUUCUUUUGGACAAUCGACACUCCAAGGCCGGAAGCCGCAGAGUAAUCAUCAUGUGUGCCCUCCUGCUCUUCGUCGUCGACGUUGGUGCCAACAUCAUGGAGCCACCCACAAACCAGCUGAUGGAAGACGUGAUUUGUCGCGACUAUUUCUCAGAUCACGCACUGGGCAAGGAAGGCCUCAUGGAUCACCGCUGCAAGGAACGCAUGGUGCAAAAGGACUUUACCGCGCUCAAAUCGGUCAACAUGUUCGCGCGAACACUUUGUCCCCUUCUUGUCCAGAUCCCCUUUGGCGUCGUAGCCGACAAGUACGGCCGCACAACGGUGCUCGUCACGGCGAUCUCCGGUGUACUGAUGUCCGCGGUCUCUGGUGCCACGAUUCUGCACUUCCCUAACGUCUUUCCAUCAUGGUCACUGCCCAUCUCACACGUCUUUCUACUGCUGGGCGGCGGGGGUCCAAUGCUUAACGUCAUGUUGUUCACCAUCAUCGCCGAUGUCACCCCUGUGUCGGAGCGUGCAGCUGUAUUCUACCAGAUGAUGGCCCUUUCCGUGAUCCUCAGCGCCAUAUUCGGGCCCUUCUCGGCGUGGCUCAUGAGCAAGGAUCCUUGGCUGGCCGUCUUCCUGGGCGUCUUUAUCAUGUUCCUAGGUUUAGUGACCUCGGUCUUCGUGCCAGAGACGAAAGACUACCGAGUGACCUCGGACUUCUCGACGCUCUCGAACGACCUCGCAGCAGAGCCUGCCGUGAACCAGACAUCUCGCAAAGGGCUCAAGAGCACGGUGAUCCGCAGUCUCCGUGCGUGCAGAACUGACAUGGUUCUGGUUUGGCGCUAUGUCCUUGGCUCGCCUCAAAUCAUGCUGUUGGUGUUUUGUGAGGCACUCUUUGUGCCCGUGGCCACAGGCUUGACGACUUUCGGCGUCCAGAGUAUCACGGUCCGCUUCGGCUGGAAUUGGUCAAAGGCGACCUAUGUCGCAUCUGUAUCAAGCAUCACAUCUUGCAUAGUGCUUCUUACGGUGCUCCCACUAGUAUCGUUGCUUGUCACCAAGUUUACAGCCAUCCAUCCUCUCAACCGAGAUUUACAACUGGUCCGUGUCUCCAGCCUGGUCUCGACACUUGGCCUGCUUCUCUUCGCGUUCGCAGACUCUUUCUCGGUCUUGGUUCUCGCCAUGGUCGUGAUUGGUCUUUCUGCCGGAUACACCUCCCAAGUGCGGUCCAUUAUCACGUCGCUGGUAGAGCCGCACAUGCUCGCCACCGUCAACACAACCAUGUCAACUUUUGGGACCCUGUUGGCCCUGGGUGCUACUCCACUAGUUGGCUGGCUUUUUUCGAAAGGCCUCGAUCUCGAAUUAAGCCGGUGGUACGACUUUGAGUACGAAGAAGACGAUGACGAGGACUCUGGCGACGUCGAUAUCGAGAACAAGUACUACAACGCGAAACAGCUCAAGCAAAGCGACCCGGACGAAGCGAUUGACGAAUUCCUGGGAAUACCGCCUCUCGAGCAGGACAAGGGCGAAUGGGGCUUCAAAGGAUUAAAGCAAGCGGUCAAACUCGAGUUCAAGCAUGGGCGGUAUGACAAGGCUGCCGAACACUACGAGGAGCUCCUCACCUACGUGAAGAGUGCCGUGACCCGCAACUACUCCGAAAAGUCCAUCAACAACAUGCUCGACUUGAUUGAGAAGACUGCCGAGAGUCCAGAGGCGACGCGGAGCGUCGAGAAAUUCUACAGUCUUACCCUCCAGAGCUUCCAAAGCACGAAUAAUGAACGACUGUGGCUGAAAACGAAUGUCAAACUCGCCAAGCUCCUCCUCGAUCGCAAAGAAUACACCGACGUAUCGAAAAAGCUGCGCGAGCUUCACAAAGCCUGUCAGCACGAAGAUGGUACGGAUGAUGCGAGCAAAGGCACAUACUUGUUGGAGAUUUACGCACUCGAAAUCCAGAUGUUCGCCGAGACGAAGAACAACAAACAGCUCAAGGCUCUUUAUCAGCGAGCGCUCAAAGUCAAGUCGGCAGUUCCCCACCCACGCAUCAUGGGCAUCAUCCGGGAAUGUGGUGGCAAGAUGCACAUGAGCGAGGAGAAUUGGAAUGAGGCUCAGAGCGAUUUUUUCGAGUCCUUCCGCAACUACGAUGAGGCGGGUUCGCUGCAGCGCAUCCAAGUGCUCAAGUAUCUCUUGCUGGCGACAAUGCUCAUGAAGUCGGACAUCAACCCGUUCGACUCCCAGGAAACAAAGCCCUACAAAUCCGAUCCGCGGAUUUCUGCCAUGACCGACCUUGUGGAUGCAUACCAGCGCGACGACGUGCUUGGCUACGAGAAGACGCUACAGCGGAAUCCAGACCUGCUGGAGGACGCCUUCAUUGCCGAGAACAUUGACGAGGUGACGCGCAAUAUGCGCACCAAGGGUGUGACACGACUCAUAGCUCCAUACACACGCAUGAGGCUGUCUUGGCUCGCGGCGCAGCUCAAGAUCUCGGAGCACGAGGUGCAGGACAUCCUUGGAUAUCUGAUCAUUGACGGAAAGAUUAAGGGUCGCAUCAAUCAACAAGAGGGAACGCUGGAGAUCAUGUCGGACGAGGAUGCCCAGCGAGUGGCUGCGCUGGGACAAUUGACAGAGUCCAUUUCUGAUCUUUUCAGCUCUGUAUUCAACGAUGGCGAAGGGUUCCGGACCAGCGAGCAAGGUCAUCCGGACACGGAUAAUCAGGGCAUGCUACGCUUCCUUCAGCCGGCCGAGGGCAAGAAGAAGAUGGCAGCCAGAGUCAGAGAGCGCAUGGUCUAA
This is a messenger RNA of Emericellopsis atlantica, 2871 nucleotides long. RefSeq names its product COP9 signalosome complex subunit 2. The record is from RefSeq and is a predicted model, not a curated record. The transcript is spliced from 7 exons. NCBI's taxonomy places the organism in Eukaryota, Fungi, Ascomycota, Sordariomycetes, Hypocreales, Bionectriaceae. Bases 1 to 2871 code for a protein of 956 amino acids. Gene Ontology annotation, cellular component: COP9 signalosome. Gene Ontology annotation, molecular function: transmembrane transporter activity. Gene Ontology annotation, biological process: protein deneddylation; transmembrane transport.